This is a messenger RNA of Caenorhabditis bovis, 1218 nucleotides long. NCBI's taxonomy places the organism in Eukaryota, Metazoa, Nematoda, Chromadorea, Rhabditida, Rhabditidae. The record is from the annotation of a GenBank genome assembly.
AUGGCCUCUAUUGGUAGCGAUAUUCGACGGGCCAGCGUUCACACGAUGAACUCGGCUGGUCGGUCAAAAAUCGCUAUUCUUGUCGUCUUCCUGGCGUGCUCAAUUUUCGACAUCGUCUGCGCGGUAAUCUGCUACCUUCACAAAGAGUAUCAUACUAUGAUCAUCCUUUUGGUGAUUUUUGUGAUCUUCUUCACGAUGGCUAUCGUGUGCCUCUGUGUCUCGUCUUCGAAUAGAAGAGUCAAGUAUCGUACCCAACGUCGUCCGCCUCCGUACCAAUUCCGUACCAUCAGACAUGGCGCAGGCUCCGUGUUUACAUUGACACCAUCGAUGAUGUACAACGGUGGUAUGCCUCCAUUGCCGAGUAUGAGACCUCCGAAUUACAAUGAGAGCGCUGAAAUUGAGAAUGACCGCAUCACCAACAACUCGAAUGCCCCACCGGCUUAUGAGCAAACCAAUCCGGACAAUCGCAAUAUUGCUAGCUUCUCACCGCCGCCGCAUUACAUGCCGAGAAAUGCCCGCCAGCGUUCCACGCAAGAGCUCUCCAUUAUCAUGGAUGGAGAGGAUACCGAAAUGCCAGCCGCCAUUCGCGAGACGCCAAGACGUCGCCGAAGCACAUCGCGCCCAAGAAACUUGACGCGUCUCUUCCUCAACCGCUUCGACGCGAGAAGCUCCAGCGCAUCGUCUCCUCAGUUGACAUCAGUGGUUUCAUUUGACCCUUCUGCUCCAUCGGCCGUCUCUGUGCCAGCGGAAUCUUCAGCUCCAUUGGAAACUUCAAUACCAUCGGCCUCUUCGGUUUCUUCGGAAUCGUUGGCCUCAUCAGUCUCCUCGGCUCCUACACAUUCAUCUGGAUUACCGGCGCCGAUUGCUUCAUCGGGAGCUUCGACUCCUGCCGCCUCAUCUGCAUUGAUCAACACAGUUUUUCGAUCGUCUUCCUCCGUCAGACUGGCAGCGAUUGCCUCAUCUGACUUAUCCGGCUCAGUCAAGUUGUCCUCUCGAACCAGAUCAUCCGCCUCAUACAGCUCCGCUGGUCCGCUUACCAGUGGAGCCUCAUGCACCUUCAUUGAUUGUACAAGAGCCGAGCCAACUCAUUUCACUGUCAGUGAGAUUUCCCAAAAUGGUGGCUUAUGGGAGAGCACCAGAACCGUUCGCUACGACUCGUCCGAUUACGACAUGUACCGCAAGAGAAGAGAUCAGAACGUUUGGAAUCAUCGCUUCUAA